Messenger RNA from Electrophorus electricus (electric eel), 1594 nucleotides. Its product is annotated as actin-related protein 2-A. The record is from RefSeq and is a predicted model, not a curated record. NCBI's taxonomy places the organism in Eukaryota, Metazoa, Chordata, Actinopteri, Gymnotiformes, Gymnotidae.
AUCUGUCAGGUGCAUUUCAAAUAUUGCAAACAUUCCGUCUAUUUAUACAGGAAAAUCAGAAAUAAAAGUCUUCUCCAGGUCUGCGGGCUUUUACCUGCACGUCACCUGAGCCGGUGAACCAUGGAUAGCGCAGGGAGAAAAGUGGUCGUCUGUGACAAUGGUACCGGGUUUGUCAAGUGUGGUUUUGCCGGCUCCAAUUUCCCGGAGCACAUAUUCCCAGCACUCGUAGGCCGUCCAGUCAUCCGCUCUAACACUAAAGUUGGGAACAUUGUGAUUAAGGACCUGAUGGUGGGGGAUGAGGCAAGUGAAUGCCGUUCCAUGUUGGAGGUCUCCUACCCCAUGGAGAAUGGGAUUGUGCGGAACUGGGAGGACAUGCUCCACCUGUGGGACCACACCUUCGGACCUGAGCGCCUGAACAUCAGCCCACCUGAGUGCAAGGUUCUGCUGACUGAGCCACCCCUCAACCCCAUGAAGAACCGGCAGAAGAUUGCAGAGGUCAUGUUCGAGACCUACAAGUUCCACAGCAUCUAUAUUGCCAUCCAAGCUGUGCUGACCCUCUAUGCUCAGGGUCUCCUGACAGGUGUGGUGGUGGACUCAGGUGAUGGGGUGACACAUAUCUGCCCAGUUUAUGAGGGCUUCUCACUCCCUCAUCUCACACGCCGACUGGACAUCGCAGGACGUGACAUCACACGCUACCUCAUCAAGCUGCUGCUGCUGAGGGGCUACGCCUUCAAUCACUCUGCCGACUUUGAGACUGUGCGCAUGCUGAAGGAGAAACUGUGCUUCGUGGGUUACAACAUUGAACAGGAACAGAAACUGGCCAAUGAGACCACUUUCCUGGUGGAGUCCUACACGCUCCCGGAUGGGCGCACGGUGCUGGUUGGUGGGGAGAGGUUCGGAGCCCCAGAGGCACUCUUCCAGCCACACCUCAUCAACGUCGAGGGUGUUGGGGUGGCUGAGCUGCUCUUCAACACCAUCCAGGCGGCCGACAUUGAUCUCAGGGCAGAUUUCUACAAGCAUAUCGUACUGUCUGGGGGGACCACCAUGUACCCUGGACUGCCCUCCCGCCUGGAGAGGGAGAUGAAGCAGCUGUAUCUGGAACGAGUGCUGCAUGGAGACACAGACAAGCUCUCGAAGUUUAAGAUCCGCAUCGAGGACCCCCCUCGCCGGAAGCACAUGGUUUUCAUGGGCGGAGCCGUGCUUGCCAACAUCAUGAAAGACAAAGAAUCGUUCUGGGUGACACGGGCAGAAUAUGAAGAAAAAGGCCUGAAGGUGCUCGACAAGCUUGGUGGAGGAGCGAGAUGAAACCCAAACACAAGCGUAAACACAGUUGAAAGACAGACAGAUGGGAAUACAGAGAAAACAGAUCAUAUACAGAGAAAAAUAAACAGAGAGAUAAACUGAUAAGUAUUUUGCUCAAGGUUAAGUAAACCCAGAAUUUUUCUGUAGAGUGGGACUUUCAUCAGCGGUCAUUUGUUCAACUUUGUCAUCACACAGACUUAGUUUACAGUGAAGUCUGUUAAAUCCUGCAUAAAUGUCUCAUUGUUUCAAGAACAACAAGUCAAAUGAAUGCUGGACUCACCAAAUCAUUAAA